Molecule: messenger RNA, 4443 nt
Organism: Peromyscus leucopus (white-footed mouse)
Lineage: Eukaryota; Metazoa; Chordata; Mammalia; Rodentia; Cricetidae
Product: protocadherin gamma-A9-like
Biological process (GO): homophilic cell-cell adhesion
Cellular component (GO): plasma membrane
Molecular function (GO): calcium ion binding
Source: RefSeq, a predicted model, not a curated record
CAAUCUAGUCUAUAUAUCGGUUCCAGGACAGCCAGGGCUACAUAAUGAGGUCCUGCCAGAAAAAAAAUGGAGCCAAUAUAAUUAUGAAAUGAACAUGUGUAUCAUACAAGUAUGAAGGAAAUAUGAAUGUUGUAUAACUUUCAUAUCAAAAUUACCUCUAAAAGUUGUAAAGACAUAUGCAAAACAAAACACCAUAAAAAUAAAAUUGUAACAAUUUAUAGAGUGUGUACAAACCAAAAUUUUAAAUGAUUUAGGUUAAUGUUAAACCAAAAUGUUUGGGAAAUUAAUGCAGAAAUAUCAUCCCACUUCAUUUACAACUCAGACAUCCACAAUGGUCAUUGUUUUUGAAGUAUAAAUGCAAGAAAAUACUUAGAAAGUUUUAAAUCACAAUAAGAAGCGAAUACUAUUUUCUUUAUCAAUCAUCGAUAAUCAAAUAUUUCAUGGGGGCACACGAGUAGAGAACCAAGUACUCCGGAGGCUGGGGCAGGAUUGCUUGAUCCAGAUCAGCCUAACGACUCCAUUUCUGUAAGACACUUUCUCGAAAGAACAAAAGGAGGGAAGGAGGGAAGAAGGGGUGGAGAAAGAAAGAAACAAAGAAGAAAAACGAAGAAAGAAAGACGGGGAAGAGAAGAGGGCUUGAGAAAGGAGCAGAGAGAAGGAAGGAAUGUAAUGUUUCAGAUGGUGUAGUAACGAUUCAGGACUCUGAGCGCCGCUGUUCACCAACUGAAAGAAAUACUCCGCGCUCCAUCCGGAUUUUCACGUCAGCGACUACACAAAGCCCUGCGUACCCUACAAACUGGCUCCCGGACUAUAGCAACAAUCAACCUUUUAACUUGGAGCGCUCUGACUUUCUCCUGAGGAAUGAGUAUCAUCGGACAGUUGUAGGAAGAAAAGAAGGCCUAGGGAGUAAGUGGGCACAAAGGGAAUUCUGAGAAAAUUCCGUAGCAAAAGCAACAAUGGCUGCCGGGACCAGACGCCCGCCCUGCGGAAGACUCGCCCUCCUGUGCGCGCUGCUGGGGAUGCUGUGGGAGGCCAGCGCCAGGCAGAUCCGCUAUUCAGUGCCGGAAGAGACAGAAAAGGGCUAUGUAGUGGGAAAUAUCUCUAAGGACCUGGGACUAGAGCCCCGUGAGCUCGCGGAGCCCGGAGUCCGCAUCAUCUCCAAAGGUAAGACCCAGCUUUUCUCUCUGAACCCGCGAAGCGGCAGCUUAGUCACCGCAGGCAGGAUAGACCGGGAGGAGCUCUGCGCCCAGAGCGCGCCCUGUCUCCUAAGCUUUAAAGUCCUGGUUGAAGACAGAGUGAAACUUUAUGGGGUGGAAGUAGAGGUGCUUGAUAUCAACGACAAUGCGCCGAAAUUUGAGGCCGAAAAUUUGGUAGUAAAAAUCAGCGAAAUCGCUGCCCCUGGAGCACGGUAUCCACUCCCAGAAGCUGUUGAUCCAGAUGUGGCCAUGAACUCCCUCCAGAGUUACCAGCUCAGCCCCAACCAACACUUCUCUCUCCACCUGCAAACCGGAGAUGAUGGAACUAUAAACCCAGAGCUGGUGCUGGAGCGCACCCUGGACCGAGAGGAAGAGCCCAUUCACCACCUGGUCCUCACGGCCUCCGAUGGCGGCGACCCUCGCCGCUCCAGCACAGCGCUCAUCCAGGUCACAGUGUUGGAUACAAACGACAAUGCCCCUGUUUUCGACCAACCAGUUUACCGCGUGAAAGUCCUUGAGAACGUGGCCCCGGGCACCCUGCUGCUCACAGUGAGAGCUAGCGACCCGGAUGAGGGUGCCAAUGGAAAGGUGACGUAUAAGUUCCGGAAAAUUAAUGACAAACAGUCCUUGUUAUUCCAUCUUCAUGAAAACACCGGAGAAAUGACAGUAGCGAAAACUCUGGACUAUGAAGAAUGUUCACUGUAUGAAAUGGAGAUUCAGGCCGAAGAUGGUGGGGGACUGAAAGGGCGGACCAAAGUAGUAAUUAUGGUAGAAGAUGUAAACGACAAUCGGCCGGAAGUGACCAUUACAUCUCUUUUUAGCCCGGUGAGGGAAGAUGCGCCUCCAGGGACGGUAAUCGUUCUUUUCAAUGCACAUGACCAAGACUCAGGGAAGAAUGGUCAAGUUGUCUGUUCCAUCCCGAAGAACCCUUCUUUUAAAUUAGAAAACUCAGUAGAUGAUUACUAUAGGUUGUCGACAGCCCAGACUCUUGAUCGAGAAAAAGCUUCCGAGUACAACCUCACAGUGACCGCAACAGACAGAGGAAGCCCAUCCAUGUCCACAGAGAUUCACAUCACCCUGUAUGUAGCUGACAUCAAUGACAAUCCACCUGCCUUCUCUCAAACCUCCUACUCAGUCUACCUCCCUGAAAACAACCCCCGAGGCACCUCCAUCUUCUCGGUUACCGCCCACGACCCGGAUGACAAUGAGAACGCUAAGAUUACUUAUGCUUUGGUGGAAAACACCAUCCAGGGAGCACCACUCUCCUCCUACGUCUCCAUUAACUCUGACACCGGUGUGCUCUAUGCUCUGCAAUCCUUUGACUAUGAGCAGUUUCGAAAUCUGCAAAUGCAGGUGACGGCAAGUGACAGCGGCCGUCCACCACUCAGCAGCAAUGUGUCCCUGACCGUGUUUCUAUUGGAUCAGAAUGACAAUGCUCCCAAGAUCCUGUACCCCUCCCUCCCAACUGAUGGCUCCACCGGGGUGGAGCUGGCUCCCCGCUCAGCAGAGGCCGGAUAUCUAGUGACCAAGGUAGUGGCGGUGGACAAAGACUCUGGACAGAAUGCUUGGCUGUCCUACCGUCUGAUCAAGGCCAGUGAGCCCGGACUUUUCACAGUGGGGCUCCGCUCAGGCGAAGUACGCACGGCUCGGACCCUGCUAGACAGAGAUGCUCUCAAGCAAAGCCUCGUGGUAGCUGUUCAGGACCAUGGUCAGCCCCCUCUUUCUGCAACCGUCACUCUGACAGUGGCUGUGGCAGACAGCACCGACAUCCUGGCUGACUUGGGUGGUAUCAACACUCCUGCGGACCCUGAUUCUGAUAUCACGCUCUACCUGGUAGUAGCAGUGGCUGUGGUCUCCUGUGUCUUCCUAGUCUUUGUACUGGUGCUGCUGGCCCUUAGGCUAAGGCGCUGGCACGCUUCGCAUCUGCUGCAGGCUACACCGGGUGGAUUGACUGGGGUGCCACCAUCACAUAUUGUGGGUGUGCAAGGGGUUCAAGCUUUCCUACAGACCUAUUCUCAAGAGUUUUCCCUCACACCUGACUCUGGGAAGAGUCACCUGAUCUUCCCGCAGCCCAACUAUGCAGACACGCUCAUCAGCCAGGAGAGCUGUGGGAGAAGUGAGCCCUUGUGCGGUUCAGUUGAGUCCAAGUUCCUAUCGAUGACACUCCUUUGGUUCCUGUGAGUUUGGGUUUUCCCUUUACUGUUUAUGAUAAUUACCUCUCUGCUUUCAUGUUGCCUACGUUGAUAGUUAAGUAUUUGUAACCACUCAAGUUUUCACUGAGUCUAGGCUUUCAGUUUAUUGGUCAGACAUCGCUGAUAUGAUUUCACUUUCUUAUCACGAAACUCUUGUCGAUGGAGGCAGUUCUGAUUAUCCUGCAUGGAUGGGCUGUUUGGAUAGAGCUGCUUGGUUGGUCACAGUGGCUCUCUACUAUCUCUUCAGCUGGAGUUCUCUUCCUGACAUUAACUGAUCAUUAUUCCUAAUGCCCCUCAUUGCAGUUCCUGCUCCUAACACGGUUUCUAGUGCGACACUUUUGUAAGGGUGAACUAAUAAGUGCCCCUUUCUCAGAGAAACAGCCAAAAACCCACAGUCUCUGCCCCCCCCUUUCUAUUUCUACGACAGGAAAACACCUCGAUGAACUGUUUCUAUUUGUGCUUAAAGAUCUUUUUUGAGGGUGAGUCAAGCUUCAGCUAUCAUUUCAAAACCCCAGCAAAGCCCUUUUUGCCUUUUCUUCUUUUAAUGAUGAAAAUUAUAGCAUCCUUUAUAGUAAUAGCAUCAAAGGCUUAGGUUUCCAAAUGCUAUAGCAUCAAGUUAUGAAAAACAGCUUGACACUCUUCUUUCAAGUGUAUGCUUGUCUAAGAGAAGUUGCUAAUAUGGGGGAUUAAAAAUUUGUCAAAUAUAGGGGAUUAAAUUUUGGUUCCGGCUCGAUCUCCAAUCUCAGGGAGUAGCUAGGAUGUGAGUGAGAAACUGGUCUCAUGACAUGCUGCAGGAGAUUCUGAAAAGAUUUUCCUGGAUUUUAGCUAUUAGGAAAAAUAAUGUAUUACUUGGUUUUUAAACAUAAGGCCAGCGUUCAAGUAACAGAUGGCAUGCAGGAGAACACUUGAACGUAACUCUGGAGCAUUGCUCAGUGGUUGAGGAGUUGCCUAUCCUGUGUGAGACACUCAGUUUAACCUGUGUAUGCAAAGAAAGGGAAAGAAACAAAACUUUCAAAUGUCUAUUCUAAGCCUGGUGCAUGCCUUUAAUCCCAGCA